This is a messenger RNA of Ruditapes philippinarum (Manila clam), 1366 nucleotides long. RefSeq lists its product as uncharacterized. Lineage: Eukaryota; Metazoa; Mollusca; Bivalvia; Venerida; Veneridae. The transcript has 3 exons. Bases 1 to 732 code for a protein of 243 amino acids. The record is from RefSeq and is a predicted model, not a curated record.
AUGAAAGACACAGGUAUAUCAGAAUUGAUAUUGGUUCUGGCUGAACAUUUUUUCUCCAAGUUGAUUGUUUCACCAAACUAUUUAUAUGACAUAAGUACUGUAUAUGGUACAAGAAAAGGGUGUCCAUGUGAUAAUCAUGAAGAUGUGAUUGGCAAACCUGGUGACACUAGCUUUGGCUGGGAACAGGGCUGGCAUGGCAGCUCUGACAUACUGAUUGCAGAUCUGCCAGUCAUCAAAGUGAAUGUAGUUGAAGAUGGGACAGUCCUAAAUCAUGCAUCAUCUUCCAGUUCAUUUAAAUCUUCUUCAUCAUUUGAUACAGAUACUGAAUCUUUAAUUCAUGGUAUUAAGGAGAAAAAUAAGGGGUGCAUUUCAAAGACAGAACUUCGUAGAGUAUUUGCUGAGACAAUAACCUUUUCCUUUCUAAAGAAUAAGGAAAAGAAAGGAGUCACUCUCAUUCCCACAGUGGCAGUUGAUAAAAAUUAUGUUUCAGUAAAUAUGUAUGAUUCAGAAUUGGAUGUAUUUCUCCAAGGAGGUCCCAUUCCAUUGUUUUCUGAGAACACUAAACUUCUAAAUACAUCGGCAGUUAUUGCAAUUUGGAUGGCACUGAACUACAAAGCUGGUUUACAUGGGCAGAUUGACGUUGAUAAAUACAAAGCAGAGGUGAAAGCUCCAUGUACAAAAACUAUUGAAGAACCAGAUGAUUGGUUGAUGGAGCGUGACUGGUUGUUAUGAAUAAUUUAAAAAAUGGCAGAUGAUUGGUUGAUGGAUCGCGACUGGUUGUUAUGAAUAAUUUAAACAUGGCAGAUGAUUGGUUGAUGGGGCGUGACUGGUUGUUAUGAAUAAUUUAAAAAUGGCAGAUGAUUGGUUGAUGGACCGCAACUGGUUGUUAUGAAUAAUUUAAACAUGGCAGAUGAUUGGUUAAUGGACCGUGACUGGUUGUUAUGAGUAAUUUAUACUUGGGCCCCAUUUUUGUUGGGGUAUCUAUUUAAAGAGCUUUCAAGAUUACACAGAUGCUUGGAUGUUUGCAAUUGAGACAAAACAUAAUAUUUGUUAGUCCAAAGAUCAUGAUUUGCAUCUACAUGUAUACUAAUUAAAAUUUCUAACAAUUUUUCAAUUAUUUGUUAACCUUUGUGAAAACUCAUUUUAAGAAGAAUGUAGAUGAAAAUAAAGUUUUUAAUAUUUGUUGUCUUUGGUAAACAUGUUAAGACAAUUGAAUUUUGAUUCAAGAUCAAAUAUAUUUUUUAGCUCACCUUAGCACAAAGUGCUAGGAGGUGAGCUUUUGUGAUGACAGUGUGUUCGUUGUUGUAUACAAUUGCUUUAAACAACAUCUCCUCCCAAAUCACUUGAUGGAUAUUAACCAAACUUC